AUGGCGAAGCCACGCCGGAGCAGAUUCACUUUCGCCGGGUGCGGAUGCUUCGGAGGCCAGGCUCGGGGGAAGGUGGCAGAGGAUGAGUACCCGGUGAAGCUGCAUAUCUACGAUCUCAGUCGGGGGAUGGCGCGGCAGCUCUCCACCACGGUGCUCGGCAAGCCUAUCGAUGCCAUCUGGCACACAGGCGUGGUGGUUCAUGGCAAAGAGUACUUCUUCGGGGGAGGCGUCCAGCAAGACCGGCCUGGAAGGACGCCAUACGGGACUCCUGCCCGAGUAGAGCAUUUUGGGGUCACGCAUGUCGGCAAGGAGGACUUUGAAGACUUUCUGCACGAGAUCAGCCCGCGCUACACACCAGAAACCUACAACCUCCUCAGCAACAACUGCAACCACUUCAGCAAUGAGGUGGUCAAGUUCCUCGUUGGCUCCACGGUUCCGAGCUACAUCCUCGACCAGCCCAAGGAGGCAAUGAAGAGCCCGAUUGGCGCGCUGAUAAUGCCGAUGAUUCAGGGGCUGGAGACAACCAUGAAAGCCGGAGCUGCUCCACAACAGCCUCCACAAUUCGUGCCUGCUCCUGCAGCGGCGGCGCAGACGCAGCCUUCCACGAAUAACAUUCAGAUGCAGUCGAGAUCAGUCACCGCCGAUGAACCAGGUGCUGACAAGACGGCGGACCAUGACAGUGGAAUCAUACCUGCUCCCAAAGAAGCAGGGGAGGUGCAGCCUUCCGCAAGUAGCACUCAGAAUGAAAUUGCCACGGAUGAGACAGUGAGUAAUGACGGGAUCAUCCCGCCUGUGGUGGUGCUACUCACUCCCAAGGGAGCGGGGCAGACACAGCCCUCCAUGAACAACGACCAGAUAGAGUCAAGAUCAGUCACCGCCAAUGAAACUGGCGCUGAUGAAAUGGUUGACAGUGAUGGUGGCAUCAUCCCGCCUCCGGCAAAACCAGCUGCUCCAGCAGCAGCGACGCAGACAGAGACCUCCAUAAAUAGCAUUGAGCUCCAUACAGUGGACGAGGGCACUAGGAUGGUCACCCCGCCAGCCGUGCAACCUGCUGCUCCAGCAGCGACGGUGGCCAAGGUGACUCUGCCAGCGGCAGCAGCUUCAGACCCCCUCGGAGAGGCGAAGAGGCGAGCACAGGAGGAGCUAAAGCAGGAGUUUGUGGCCAUCAUGGCGACAGGGACUGUGCAGGCUGGUGAUGCGGCUGCCCUUGCGAUGAGAAGGGUCAUGGAGCGGCACGGGCUGCGGCGCACCACAGUUCCCACGCAGCGAGGGUAG
Triticum turgidum subsp. durum (durum wheat) is the source of this 1275-nucleotide messenger RNA. The record is from the annotation of a GenBank genome assembly. Lineage: Eukaryota; Viridiplantae; Streptophyta; Magnoliopsida; Poales; Poaceae.